GUUCCCCGCCACCCUCACCGGUCGCCGCCGCCCUCACCGGUCGCCGCCGCCGCCCUCACCGGUCGCCGCCGCCGCCCUCACCGGUCGCCGCCGCCGUCGGUCUGCCCUACAUGGCCGGAGGAUAGGCCAUCCCGCCGGUCCAUUCCCGCCCCACCGCGAGGGAGGAGACCACCCCGGCGACCUCCCCCCGUCCCCACCGCCGCCGCCGCUCAUCCCGGUCCCGUCCUCCUCCCCCGCCUCGCCGCCUCGCCGCGGCGUCCGUCCACCGCCGGCCGGCGAAGUCCCGGGCUCCGAUUCGCGAAAAGGGGUGCUGAAGUUUGUUCCGGCGCCGUGGGAUGAGCGAGGAUGGCGCCUAGGGACAGCAAGGAGAUGCUGCAGCGGGCCGCCGAGUCCGCCAUCCGCUCCAUCGGCCUCGGCUACGACGUCGCCGCCGACGUCCGGCUCAAGUUCUGCAAGCAGCGCGGCUCGCCCGACCCCUCGCUCAUCGAGCUCGACCGCGAUGGGAUCCAGGACAUCGUGCUCCCCGGCAGCCUCACCACCGUCGCCGGCGUGCCCAAGUCCAUCAAGUGCGACAAGGUGGAGCGGAUGCGGUUCCGGUCCGAUGUCCUGUCGUUCCAGCAGGUCAGGAGAGCAACAACGCACAUGCAGCACAGAUUUGUGCGUCUUCUCCAUGCAAUCUUGUUUACUUAAUCUUCAGCCUGGGCCAUCUCUGUCACCAACGCCUACAGCCUGGGUAUGAACCUCUCUUCUCUACUUCAUCUUUACUGAAUGUGCGUAUUCUCUGAACCACUUAUUCUUUGUCUACUGAAUUUUAGUGAAUGUGAGAUGUACUCCUGUAAACUGAGAUGUGCUUUUGUAAAGUGUGUUGUCAACUUGUGGAUUUUAGUGAUUGUGAGUGAAAGUUACUCCACAAUGUGAGUAAAAAUGUUGAGCUCCUCUCAUUCUUUUCCCCAAUUCAGUAUUGUUGUGUAGAAAUUGAUUCAAAAAUUCAGUACUCCUAGGCCAAGAGAGAGAUCAUGUUAAAAAUUCAGUUAAGCAGGCAUGGUAAAAUUGAGUUGGAAAAUCAAAAUAAGUGAAUGGAUACUGCUUGAGUUGGAAAAUCAGUGUAAAUCUACUGUAAAAAUUCAGUACUCCUACACUUAGAGAUUAUGUUAAAAAUUCAGUUAAGCAGGCAUGGUACUCUUAUUUUGGAGUAAAAAUUCAGUUUAAAAGUCAGUUAAAAGUCCAGUUUUAGAGCUUGGCUCCUGAUCUGACUAUAAAGUGUACUGCAAGCUUAUUGCUAGCAAGUUUAAAAUUCAGUAAACACAUGAUUCAGUGCACACUUAAUACACAUGACCUGCUUGUGCUUGUGACUGACUUGGACACAUGAUUCAGACACACAUGUAUUCAGACACACAUAGCAGGUCUGAAACUCCUAGGAAAUCAUUUGCAUAUUGUCAACCUACUGUGAAAUGAGUAAUAGCUGCAUCUUCCAGGAUAGUAUGUGGGCCUCCUAAUUAGUUGUAAACCAAAGCACUUAGACAUUUUCAAUCAUGAGUAAAUCAGAAACUAGUCUCAGCUUGAGUAUUGAUCUUGUGCAUUUUCCUUUCUUUUCAGUGAACUAGUCUCAGCUUGAGUCCUGGUCUACUGUAACUUUUCUUUAAAAAUUGUUUAAUUGACAAAUCAUUUUAAAUGGUGUGCCCAGGUUUCAGUGAACUAGUCUCAGCUUGAAAUUUGGUUCAGUUAACUCCAUACAAGGGUCUCUUUUUGGUUAACAGUUUGGAGUAUAGAUUAACUGAAACCUGACAUUUUAACUGAAUUUUACCUUCUUCCUUCCUUAGGAACAUGAGCUCUGGCGGCAACACAAAGAAUUCAGUAAACACUAUUUUUGCAGAAUUGUUGUUGUCAGUUAACUGAAACUACAGCACAUUCCAAUCAAUUGGCUGCAGUAAAGAACUGAAGAGAUGGUAUGAUAACAACUGCUCUAUUUGUUCUAUCUAAUCUGUUCUUUUCUAUUUAAGAAAAAUAUAAGCAUGCAUUUACCAGUAGGCGAGAUCAUCUAGCUAAUUUGUAGUGUUAUUAUUGUCUAAAUAGGAACAUUUUACCUCAUUAAAAGUACAGCCAUCUCCAAAACUACAACACAUUUAGCUACUGAACAUUUACCUGGUGAGAUGUUUAGUCAUGCAUCCUAAUUCAGACGCUGUUGUGUGUUUAAGUAAUCUGUCAGAAGUGUUUAUUUCCACGCAUGCAUUAUCAAAUUGGCUGUGAGCUGUAAGGUGGAAUGCUUAGUAUUUUUUCUCAUACAGGAAACUUGCUCAGUUCAAUUAAUUCAGCUCCAAUGGCGGUAUCUGUAAGACAUGGAAGUGUGCAAUUUUUCUGUAUGUGCUCUCAUAUUUUUGCUCAUGCAUGCUUUUUUCAGUUAGUUUUUCCCACAUUUUGGAAAGAACCAUGCACAAAGGAAACAAACACUUCAUCUGAUGGUGUACCUUCUUAAGCUAGCAGUACUCUGAUGGAGUACCUUCUUCAGAGGGCAAAUAGCACCUGCAGCAGCAGUCACGGCGGCAGUCAACAGCAACAACAGAGGAGCAGUAGCAUCAACAUGAAUCAACAACAGCAGCACAGGCAGAGGAGCAGUAGCAUCAACACGGGAAGAGGAGCAGGAGCAGCACGGGAGCUCCACCGGCGGCAGGGGAGAAACAGAGGAGAAACAAGAUGCAGCAGCACGGGCUAGCACCACAGGCGGGCACGCAGGCAGAGAAGGAGCACCACAGCGGCGCGUGGGAGCUCGAUGAGGACUCGCGGGAGACCACGGAGGACGCGUGCGAGCUGCUGUCCACGACGGAUCGUGGAGGCCGGCUCCGGCAAUGCCCAUAGGAUCGCGGUGGCGCACGGGAGGCAGCUCAAGGUGGACUCGCGGGAGCACGAGGAGGACUCGCGGGAGCUCGAGUACGAUGAGAGGGAGCUCCUGCUCCACCAGAUCGUGGUGGCAAAUUCCAACGACACCCGCAGGUAAUCGCCGCGGGAGGGGAUCACGGCGGCGCAGGUUUGGGCGGCGGCGGCGGAGCAAGUACUUGGUGACGGCGGCGGCGGAGCAAGUACUUGGUGACGGCGGCGGCGUUGAAGGUACGUGGUGACGGAGGCGGAACACUUCCUGGUGGGUGGCAAUCACGCAGCUUGGCGGCGCCGGCCCCUGGAGACGCAUGGGCGACGACGGAGGAAGACGACGGGGGUGGAGGGACUUGUUUGUGAUUGUUUUGAAACUAUGAGGGCUUUUUUAUAAAAUUGGCAAUGAUCUAUGCCUGCGACAUGUUUUUCGGGACGGAGGGAGUACUAAUUACAACACAUAUACUUAUUUUAAAGAAGAAAUUGUUCAA
Molecule: messenger RNA, 3353 nt
Organism: Triticum dicoccoides
Lineage: Eukaryota; Viridiplantae; Streptophyta; Magnoliopsida; Poales; Poaceae
Product: MACPF domain-containing protein At4g24290-like
Exons: 3
Coding region: 346-690 (114 amino acids)
Biological process (GO): regulation of salicylic acid mediated signaling pathway; plant-type hypersensitive response
Cellular component (GO): plasma membrane
Source: RefSeq, a predicted model, not a curated record